Messenger RNA from Prosopis cineraria, 2755 nucleotides. Its product is annotated as endoplasmin homolog. The coding region runs from base 85 to 2565 and encodes 826 amino acids. Gene Ontology annotation, molecular function: ATP binding; ATP-dependent protein folding chaperone; ATP hydrolysis activity. Gene Ontology annotation, biological process: protein folding. Lineage: Eukaryota; Viridiplantae; Streptophyta; Magnoliopsida; Fabales; Fabaceae. The transcript is spliced from 15 exons. The record is from RefSeq and is a predicted model, not a curated record.
AUUCUUGUUUAUCAUAGCGGUGCCGUGGAACGGAUCAUUUCUCAGUUUAGUGGAGAUAGCUACUAGAAACUUCGUUUCUCUGCGAUGAGGAAGUGGACGGUUCCUUCCGCUCUUCUUCUACUCUGUCUUCUCUUCCUGUUUGCGGAUCAAGGUCAGAAAUUUCAGGCAAAUGCCGAGGGUAAUUCGGAAGAGCUUGUAGAUACCCCGAAGGUUGAGGAGAAGAUUGGUGCUGUUCCGAAUGGUCUUUCGACCGACUCAGAUGUGGCCAAGAGGGAGGCGGAGUCGAUUUCUAAGAGAUCGCUGCGCAGCAACGCGGAGAAGUUUGAGUUCCAGGCCGAAGUGUCCCGGCUUAUGGAUAUUAUUAUCAACUCCCUGUACAGCAACAAGGACAUUUUCCUCAGGGAGUUGAUCUCCAAUGCUUCUGAUGCAUUGGACAAGAUUAGGUUCCUCUCGCUCACCGAUAAGGAGAUUUUGGGCGAAGGUGAUAAUACCAAGCUCGAAAUUCAGAUAAAGUUAGACAAGGAAAAGAAAAUCCUUUCCAUUCGGGAUAGAGGUAUAGGCAUGACAAAGGAGGAUUUAAUAAAGAAUUUGGGGACAAUAGCGAAAUCCGGAACUUCGGCGUUCGUUGAAAAAGUGCAGACAAGUGGAGAUCUCAAUCUUAUUGGGCAGUUUGGGGUUGGCUUCUACUCUGUGUAUCUCGUUGCUGACUAUGUUGAAGUCAUUAGCAAACAUAACGAUGAUAAGCAGUAUGUUUGGGAAUCAAAAGCUGAUGGAGCAUUUGCCAUAUCGGAAGAUACAUGGAAUGAACCUUUAGGACGUGGAACUGAGAUCAGGUUACAUCUCAGAGAUGAGGCUGGGGAGUACUUAGAGGAGUACAAGCUGAAAGAAUUGGUUAAGAAAUACUCUGAAUUUAUCAACUUCCCUAUUUAUAUUUGGGCAAGUAAGGAAGUUGAGACAGAGGUUCCCGCUGAUGAAGCUGAGUCUAGUGACGAAGAGGAAUCAACAUCUGAAAGCAGCUCUUCUGAGGAAGAAAGUGAAGUUGAAGAUUCUGAGAAAAGUGAAGAUGAACAAGAGAAGCACAAGACAAAGAAGGUCAAGGAAACUACUUAUGAGUGGGAACUCUUGAAUGAUGUCAAAGCCAUAUGGCUGCGGAAUCCAAAGGAUGUUACGGAGGAAGAGUACAAUCAAUUCUACCACUCUUUGGCUAAGGAUUUCAGUGAUGAAAAACCUUUAGCUUGGAGUCACUUUACUGCUGAAGGCGAUGUUGAGUUUAAGGCAGUCCUGUUUGUGCCACCUAAGGCUCCUCAAGAUCUAUAUGAGAGUUAUUACAAUGCUAACAAAUCCAACUUGAAAUUGUAUGUUAGACGGGUAUUUAUUUCGGAUGAAUUUGAUGAACUGUUGCCAAAAUACCUGAACUUUUUGAAGGGUCUUGUUGAUUCUGACACAUUGCCACUUAAUGUGUCACGAGAGAUGCUUCAACAACACAGUAGUCUAAAGACAAUCAAGAAGAAACUCAUCAGGAAAGCCCUUGAUAUGAUCCGUAGGAUUGCUGAUGAGGAUCCUGAUGAGUCAACUAACGAAGACAAGAAAGAUGAGAAGUCCACUGACAGUGAUGAUAAAAGAGGGCAAUAUGCUAAGUUCUGGAAUGAGUUUGGGAAGUCAAUUAAACUUGGUAUUAUUGAGGAUGCUGCCAACAGAAAUCGUUUGGCAAAACUUCUAGAUUUGAGAGGUAACUUUCCUCGCACCAAGUCCGAUGGUAAACUGACUUCUCUAGAUCAGUACAUCUCUAGAAUGAAACCUGGGCAGAAAGAUAUCUUUUACCUAACUGGAACCAGCAAAGAACAAUUAGAAAAAUCUCCAUUCCUUGAGCGGCUUAAGAAGAAAAAUUAUGAGGUUAUUUUCUUCACAGAUCCAGUUGAUGAAUACUUGAUGCAGUACUUGAUGGAUUACGAAGACAAAAAGUUCCAGAAUGUGUCUAAGGAGGGUCUGAAGAUUGGGAAGGAUUCAAAAGAUAAGGAGCUGAAGGAAUCUUUCAAGGAUCUUACCAAGUGGUGGAAGAAUGUCCUUUCCAGUGAGAAGGUUGAUGAUGUGAAGAUUUCCAACCGAUUGGAUAACACACCUUGUGUGGUAGUGACAUCAAAAUAUGGUUGGAGUGCUAACAUGGAGAAGAUCAUGCAGUCGCAGACUUUGUCAGAUGCUAGCAAGCAGGCAUACAUGCGUGGAAAGAGGGUUCUUGAGAUCAAUCCUAGACACCCUAUCAUCAAAGAGCUCCGGGAGAGAACAGUAAAGGACCCCGAGGAUGAGGGGGUGAAGCAAACGGCAAAGCUGAUGUACCAGACCGCGCUCUUCGAAAGUGGCUUCUUGCUAGAUGACCCCAAGGAUUUUGCUUCCCGUAUUUAUGGUUCAGUCAAGUCUAGCUUAAACAUCAGUCCUGAAGCUGGAGUUGAAGAGGAAGACGACGCUGAAGAAGUUGAGGCUGAAAGCGAAGUAAAAGAUGCAUCUACUCUGAAGGCUGAAUCUGAGGCCACUACCACUGAUAAUGCCGAUAUCAAGGACGAGUUAUAGAUUUUUCAAAGGAUUUUGUAUUUCCAUUUUCUUUGUUAUCUUUACGAUUUAGCUUCUCGAGGAAAAAACUCUCGAAGCUUCUGCUGGAACUUUGAUGCCUAUGAAGUCGGAGAAGGAAUGCCAUAGCUGUAGGUUACUGUGAUCAUGCUAGUAUAAUCCAUGGAAUUUUGCUCUGGUGUUUAGUCAAUUA